Molecule: messenger RNA, 865 nt
Organism: Bufo bufo (common toad)
Lineage: Eukaryota; Metazoa; Chordata; Amphibia; Anura; Bufonidae
Gene: SRI
Product: sorcin
Exons: 8
Coding region: 118-693 (191 amino acids)
Molecular function (GO): calcium ion binding
Source: RefSeq, a predicted model, not a curated record
CCCGCCCCUCCUGGAGGCCCCGGGGAAGGGUGGGCGUGGCUUCGUGUGGAUGCGUUAUUAGGGUGAGGUUCCGGGCAGUGCACUAGUACUGUGUGGACAUCUCUACAGCCGGCAGCCAUGGCUUAUCAAGGAGGGGGUUACUACCCGAACCCAGGGUAUGGCGCUCCCCCGGGCGGUGGAUACCCGCAGCAGGAUCCCAUGUAUGGCUAUUUUUUAGCUAUUGCAGGCCAGGAUGGGCAGAUAGACGCUGAGGAGCUGCAGAGAUGUCUGACACAAAGUGGCAUGUCGGGAGGAUAUAAACCCUUCAGCUUGGAUGCCUGCAGACUCAUGAUCGCCAUGCUGGAUAGGGAUAUGUCAAGCAAGAUGGGCUUCAAUGAGUUUAAAGAACUGUCAAUGGCUCUAAAUGGCUGGAAGCAGAACUUCAUGGCCUUUGACGCGGACAGGAGCGGAACGAUUGAUGGACUGGAGCUUCAUCGAGCUUUGGGGACUAUGGGAUAUCGGCUAAGCCCCCAAGCACUGAAUAUACUGUCCAAAAGAUUCAGCACCCACGGAAGGAUAACCUUUGAUGACUACAUUGCUUGUUGCGUGAAGAUCCGAGCCCUGACUGAUGUCUUCAGGAGACGAGACACUGCCCAGCAGGGGAUGGUGAAUUUCAUGUAUGAUGAUUUCAUACAAUGUGUGAUGAGCAUCUGAAAAUGUGAAACCUCUGGAGACAGAUCAAGUAGAUUUUACCUGGGAGCGGCUCCGUUCUGUUCUUAGUCCUGGACAUCCAGUGUUCAUAGGGAGCCGCUUGUGUCUUUUGUACCUCAUUAUUUUUUAUUUUAUUUUUUUUGUAUUUUAAUAAAUGCAAAAUGUAUAGAGGCAA